This is a messenger RNA of Daphnia pulex (common water flea), 1111 nucleotides long. RefSeq lists its product as uncharacterized. Bases 127 to 972 code for a protein of 281 amino acids. Gene Ontology annotation, molecular function: lysozyme activity. Lineage: Eukaryota; Metazoa; Arthropoda; Branchiopoda; Diplostraca; Daphniidae. Gene Ontology annotation, biological process: peptidoglycan catabolic process; cell wall macromolecule catabolic process. The record is from RefSeq and is a predicted model, not a curated record. The transcript has 8 exons.
CUGACGUACAUCGAAAGUGGAAAAUACAGCUUUUGUUAUCUGCUUAGCCGCUGCUAUUAUAUAGUUACAUCGAUAGACAAUCAUCAACUCAUUUCUCUUCGCGCCAUUACCAAGAAUUACAACAAGAUGAUGAAAUCUUCGCUCUACGCGUUGUUUUCCCUCCUGCUCCUCGCAGCAUUGGUUCAAGAGGGAAAGGCAGACGCUUGCACAAACAUUGGUGGUACCUGCUUAGAUUAUACUGCAUACAAAUGUACGGCUGGUUACGUGUCUGGACUUUGCGCUGGCUCUAACAACAUCAAGUGCUGCCAAAAUUGCGACGCAACAUGCCUAAGCAAUGAGAGUACCUGGUCUCAAUCAGAUGGCGCAUGCACUUCAGCUGGUGGAAGGUGUAUGGACAAUACCAAUUAUUGCGCUGGGACUUACUCUGGUGGAAAAUGCGGUGGCCCUGCAACUCGUCAAUGCUGCGUACUCCGUACUGGAAGAACAAUGACCGAACGUGGUUACACUCUCAUUAAAUGUUUUGAAGGACUUUGCUUAAACGCUUACAAGGACGUUGGUGGCAUUUGGACGAUUGGUUACGGUAACACUCGUUGGGAAGAUGGCAGGGCAGUUGCAAGUGGAGAUACGUGCACAAAGGCACGUUGUGAUUCGCUUUUUAAUUACUGGGUCGAUGAGAGUUUCGCACCGGCAGUGGACGCGGAUAUUGGCUCACCAUCACCGGACGUUAAUCAGGUCCAAUUCGAGGCUUUAGUCUCGUUUACUUACAAUGUUGGAACAGCGGCAUUCCAUUCUUCCACUUUAUUGAAGAAAGUUCAAGCCAAUCCUAACGAUCCCACUAUUCGAGAUGAAUUCAUGAAAUGGGUGAAUGUUAACGGUGUACCAGUUCAGGGUCUGAUUAACCGCCGCGAAAAGGAAGCAGAUUAUUAUUUCAGUGUUGAUAACAGCGUCUGCACAACUGCUGUCACUUGUUAAUAACAAAUAAUAACGAAUAAUAAUUUUCCCACUUAUUGAUUUAUAUUCUACCUAUCACAUUCUAAUAUGGUAAUCAGUGAUUAGAAAGCCUAAAUUUAUUGCUGUGGAAAAUAUACAUUUAGUUUUAGUGAGCAAAUCA